AUGAAGCCAACAAUGAUUGCAAACUCGUGCCGUGGUGAUGGCUCGCAGCGGUUUCCAACAGUGAGGAAGGCGAUUUGGGUCGUUUUAGGGGAUCCCUCUGGUGGCACAUUUUAUUUCAGUGUGAUAGCUUCACAAGGGCGCAAAGAGGACGACGCCUUACGAUCGUUUUGCACGUUUGGGUUGGAAGAUUCGCUUCAUUUGGGUGGAAACCCAUAUGAAGGUUCAGGUGCUGCCGCGUUCUCGGGCCGUGUUUCAAUUGAAAGUCAAAAAAUUGAGAAGGGGUUAAUCUCCGUAGACCGUUGGGCAAAAGGAAGUGAAGCUUAGUUCCUCACCCACCUCCACUCCAACCACACCCAUAGCCUCACCUCCACCUGGUCCUACGGACCCCUCUUCUUCUCCUCCGUCACCGCCAAACUCCUCCCCUUCAAGCUGCCUGACUUCAAUCUCUCCCUCCUCCGCAUCCUUCACACCGGCGCCUCCCUCACUCUCACCCUCUCAUCCACUAUCAUCCACAUCACUGUUAUAGACGUCUGUCACUGCCCCGGUUCAAUCAUGCUCCUAUUCUGCGGCGACUUCCGCUAUUUCCUCCACACCGGCGACUUCAGGUGGGAAGCCACGUGCCAUAGAGCAACCAAUGCUCAUCACAUGCUUGACCACGCUCUCUAAAACCUUCCUGUCGUUGACAUUGUUUAUCUUGACAACACCUACUCCAAUCUUAUCUAUGAUUUUCCACCUCGCCAUGUAGCAACUCAGAAGGUUAUAUAUAUCAUUUCUUCGCAUCCCGAUCAUGAAGUCAUUAUCGGGAUUAACACUUUGGGGAAGGAAGAACUGCUGAUUGAAAUUUCUUUUUUUUUUCAACUGAAGAUUUGGGUGUGGCCAGAGCGGUUGCGGACUAUGCAUCUUCUUGGUUACCAUGAUAUUUUUACAACGAACACGUCUCUUACUAGAGUUAGAGUUGUUCCUGAAUAUAGCUUUAGCAUUCGAACUUUAGAGGCAUUGAAUACAAUGCACCCAACUAUAGGAAUCUUGCCAUCAGGUUUUCCAUGGAUAAAGAAAUCACUUCAAAAGAAUGAGUUUCUUUCUGGUUCCUUUUUGACAUCAUCUCGUUAUACGAGAGGCAAAUGAAGUGCAAAUAGUAAGGCCGACAUUGGUGACCAAAUUGGAAACACAGGAUCGCCAUAGAAAAUUCACGAGUACAUGUACACAGUUCCCUAUUCUGAUCACUCCAACUAUGAGGAGAUUGAAGAGUUUAUAAAGUUUGUUCAACCAACCAGACUCAAGGGGAUUGUGGCUUCCUCGUCAUGCUAUAUUGAACCCAUGUACUAUUUUGGUCGACUUUGUUGUGUUGACCAACAUACACAACAUUUGUGUGAGGAGAAGAACAUGGAAGAACAUUGUAAAAGAGAAAAAGAAGAAGCAAUUAGCUCCAAAGCUUCAUAUGCAUGUGACAACAUUCAAACAGAUAGAGACUGA
Messenger RNA from Vigna radiata var. radiata (mung bean), 1473 nucleotides. RefSeq names its product 5' exonuclease Apollo. The record is from RefSeq and is a predicted model, not a curated record. Gene Ontology annotation, biological process: interstrand cross-link repair; double-strand break repair via nonhomologous end joining; protection from non-homologous end joining at telomere. Gene Ontology annotation, molecular function: damaged DNA binding; 5'-3' DNA exonuclease activity. Lineage: Eukaryota; Viridiplantae; Streptophyta; Magnoliopsida; Fabales; Fabaceae. The transcript has 6 exons.